This is a messenger RNA of Pelmatolapia mariae (spotted tilapia), 531 nucleotides long. RefSeq names its product gamma-crystallin M3-like. Gene Ontology annotation, biological process: lens development in camera-type eye; visual perception. Gene Ontology annotation, molecular function: structural constituent of eye lens. The transcript has 3 exons. The record is from RefSeq and is a predicted model, not a curated record. Lineage: Eukaryota; Metazoa; Chordata; Actinopteri; Cichliformes; Cichlidae. The coding region runs from base 1 to 531 and encodes 176 amino acids.
AUGCACGGCAAGAUCAUCUUCUACGAGGACAGGAACUUCCAGGGUCGCUCCUAUGAGACCAGCAGCGACUGUGCUGAUAUGUCCUCUCACCUGAGCAGGUGUCAUUCCUGCAGGGUGGAGAGCGGCUGCUUCAUGGUCUAUGACCGCCCAAACUUCAUCGGAAACCAGUAUUUCAUGAAGAGGGGCGAGUACUCAGACUACCAACGUAUGAUAGGUUUCAGCGAUUGCAUCAGAUCCUGUCGUAUGAUCCCCAUGCACAAAGGGUCCUACAGAGUAAGGAUAUAUGAGAGGGAGAACUUCGGAGGUCAGAUGUAUGAGCUCAUGGACGACUGCGACAACUUCCAAGACCGCUACCGCAUGUCCGACUGCCAGUCCUGCAACGUGAUGGAUGGCCACUGGCUGAUGUACGAGCAGCCCCACUACAGAGGCAGGAUGAUGUACCUGAGGCCCGGAGAGUACAGGAGCUUCAGGGACAUGGGAUAUGACGGAAUGAGAUUCAGCUCCAUCAGACGCAUCAAUGAAUCCUGUUAA